Messenger RNA from Trypanosoma conorhini, 1095 nucleotides. Its product is annotated as putative suppressive immunomodulating factor. The transcript has a single exon. The record is from RefSeq and is a predicted model, not a curated record. Lineage: Eukaryota; Euglenozoa; Kinetoplastea; Trypanosomatida; Trypanosomatidae. Bases 1 to 1095 code for a protein of 364 amino acids.
AUGAAUCCGCCGUCCAAGUUGGGAGACUUCUUUGGGGUUGUUGAUGAUUUCUUCAAGAAAACAUUCCGAGAUGACGCACAGGUGUUUGUGGCGGUGAAGUCCCGGCAGUACUCUGAAUCGUUUCCAGGGAAGCAGCUCUUUUUCACCACCUCCCCGACCUCGUCACCGGCGUCAGGUGAGCCGGAUAUUUCGACGCAUGCAACGGCGGGGGAGGCGGCGGCGGUGUCGCCCACAAAGACGAACUACAUGAACUUUUCUCCACGCCUGGUUCUCAACAACGAUGGGACAGCGUUUGGCAAGGUCAAACUUGGGUGUGGCCUCCAUAUUCCGCGUGUCUGUCGCUUUGAGCAGGGCCUGACGUUGACCAACAAGGGGGUCGUCUCCACCAACCUUAAGUUAAUCGAUAUUCUUGAAGGCCUUGAGCUUAAGGGUCGCAUUGCUGUUAAUACGAUUGCGCCCGCGUCUGAGGACGUGUCGGUGGCCACUAUAGAUUACCAGAGACGUGAUUUUUACACUUCGCUCGGAUAUCAACGCAAUGGACUCGGAAGUAGUGAUCUUUUGGUGGAUUGUGGAACCAGAUUUUUCAACCUUCUUCUUGGGGCCGGUUUCGAGCGCCAAAAACUGUCCUACCUUGAACACGAGGAUACUUCAGCGCAGAUGGAUGUGUUAUACGCGGGUUUAGGCUUCACUGGGGUCAACUGGUCGAUUGGGGCGAAAAUGGUGCGUGCUAACGACGCUUGGAAUACGGCUCGAGUGGCCUUCUACCAACGUAUGGCGCCUAACACGAUGGUGGCGUGUGGGUAUAACUUUGAUCUCUCGGAGUCCCGUGCGCACCUCUCCUUGGGUUUCUCACAGGGUUUUCGUCUGCGUGUGCCCACCAUCCUACAGCAACCCUCGGAGGAACAGGUGGGUGAAUGGACUGCAGUUUUGCCUUUUGUGGGGGCCGUUAAAACGGAGAGUGACGGUGUCUGCGCUGCCACCAUUCGUGGUAUCUUCAACGGGGUGAUUCACUGGGCCCUAAUCGCCCGCAAGAAUGUGCUGCAUGCAGCAAGCCCAGUGCAGUAUGGGAUAACCGUCUCGAUGGAAUCCGAAUGA